Messenger RNA from Symbiodinium sp. CCMP2592, 4689 nucleotides. The record is from the annotation of a GenBank genome assembly. NCBI's taxonomy places the organism in Eukaryota, Dinophyceae, Suessiales, Symbiodiniaceae.
AUGUCGCCUCGAAAUGGAUGGCAACACCCCUGCAUCAUGCGAUCUCGCAGUGCUUCCAGCAGAGUUGCAUUAGCGCUGGUGCUCAUGGCUGGCUUGCAUAGACUUGGCAGAGAUCGCAGAAAUCUGCUGUUCACGCCAUGCACCUUACCCAGCCGUGCGCCCAGCGCCGUGACGCGUGCCUAUGGUGGCCCCUGGCAGGACGAGGUGCAAGUGCACGGCGCGAUGUCUCUUGAGGAGACGCAAGAGGCAGAUGAUCAUCAUCACCAUGCCUGGAAUGCUACACGUCUAGUGCUCGCAAGCUCUCUGGUGGCCUUGCUCCUGUCCUUUGGCAUCUCAAUGUAUCUGUCCUUCAGCUCCUCGUUACCCUCAAGUGAGCAAGUCACCUAUGCGGCUUGGUAUUCGAAAGUCGCCGACCGGAUUCGGGCCUUGGUGGCCCAAAAGCCGGCCUCGGGGCCGCCCUCCGUCGCGGCGCGAAUCCGUAACAUCAGCAGUAUCCUAGACGUCACUCAGGAGGACAUCUAUACCGAAUUCUGGCAAAGCCUAUCCUCAGAUGUCCUCAUCUUUCGGGCUUACUACCCGCUCCUAGACUUUUACAUCAAUGCUACCUAUCCGCAUCCCACUCCGCAGCAGGAGCUCCUCUGCAAAUCGCUGCGUUUUGAGCUAUUUCGUUUCUCGAGGGCCCUCGAUGAUUUUGAUGCAUGCGUCAAGGCAAAGAACAUUCGAGGGACGGAGAAGGCAUUUGCUGAGCUGUCUGUCGCUUAUGACCACUACUUGAAGGCUGCAAACUUGUACGAAGGCUACGACCCUCUGACUAGCACAGAGGUUCUGUACAAGGAUGUUGCAGACUCUCAGCUGGUGUACACACCUAUUGCCGUACAGAAGCCGGCCAUUCGGGACGAAGUGCUGGUCAUUCGAGGCCCAGACAAGGGCAAGAUGGGUCGUGUGAUAUGGUUGUAUGAUGGGCUCACUGCCACGGUGAAACUAGAACCUAAUCCACUUCUGGGCGGCUCGCAGAUGAAGGGUGUGCGGGAAGUUAAGUCAUUUCCGCAGACGUGGAUAGCUCUGACCCGGACGAACGAACAGAAUCGUAUUCUGGACCUGGUUCUGGCCGGUGUUGCGACCUUUUUCACCUGUUGCAUCACCUACCCUCUGGAGACGAUCAAGGCGCGGCUCCAGGCCGGGCAGGCAGCUCUUCCAAAGGGGGAUGCGACAGUGGUUCUUUCAGACUUGUACAGUGGCUUGUUAAGCACUCUUGUGAGGGAGGUGCCGGCAAAGAGCCUCUACAUCUCGGGCUUCAACAGCAUCACCCGCUUCUUCUGUCUCCUACCCUUUGUGGAUGCGAACAAUGCAGACCUGAAGCUGCUAGUGAUGAUCCCUGCAGGGGCCUUGGCCUACUUCCCAGGGACCUUCCUCAGGGCUCCCUUUGAACUCUUGAGCCGCCAGCUGCAGACCGGGGUCUACAAGACGGAGGAGGCGGCCGUGGCGGGUCUCUUAGCAGAUACCGAGGGCAUCAAAGAGAAGCUGAUGAGAAGUUGGAGCCUCGUCGUCUUGCGCGGGCUACCUUUUGGCGCUUUGCAGUACUCCCUCUAUGAUUUCCUUCACGAAAAUGUCGAGUUGGUCCCAUUUGGCAUACCGCUGAGCCUCCAGCCAGUGAUCUGGGGUGCUGCUUCGGGAGCUCUUACCGGGCUGCUGACUAAUCCACCGGACCUCAUCCUGUCCGUACUCCUUGCCAAGGAACAGCCUGAGUCAUCGGAGUCCCAGGAUGAGAUGCGACCAUCCGAGAAGCCCGUAGCAGAUGAAGAGACAGCGGCACGUGCCUGGAACAUCUUGAGCAUCAAGCGAGCGGCACGAGCCGAGUGCGUCAGCCUGACUUUGUCACAGUUGAUGAAGACUACCAGACCUGACCCAGAAUCCUGCAUUCGAACUGCGCAAUGGCUGCACGAUCAGCUGCCGAUUCGCUUUGCCAGGCGUAUUGAGGACAUCCUGCAGCUACCUCAUGUGGUGGUCAUCAAUCCCCAGAUCAACAGCAUCCUCUCGACUUACCUGGAGACGUUCGAAGCCAUACACUCUUUUCCUCCGAUUCGGACGCAGGAAAACGAGAUGGCAUUUCUGCAAGUCAUUCGCGAGCAACUGGUAAAGCACAAUCCCGGAACCCGCUUGAUUGCGGAGGGCUACCGUGAAGUGCGUCGCUUGUAUCCCUCGAUCCACCUGGAUGCGUUCCUGCACGACCACUUUACGACCCGGAUCGCUACGAGAAUCUUGAUGGACAACUACAUGGAGAUGCGUGUCCCAAGAGAAGAGCACAUCGGAGUGGUUCGGCAAAACAUGCGGCCGCUGAAGAUCGUUCAGGAGAUCGCAGGCGAGCUCACUGUGCUCACCACGUCCCUCUACGGUUGCGCCCCCGAGGUCGAAUAUCGUGGCAAUCCGGAUUGCAUCCUUGACUACAUCCCCAGGCAUGUGAAGUACAUGGUCAGGGAGCUGCUGAAGAAUGCUUUCAGAUCCACAGUCGAACGGCAUUUGGCGAGGAGUACCAUGUCCGACAAAUUGCCACACGUUGCUGUGGAAUUGCAGCAAGGGGACAUUCACGUGAUCUUUAAGAUCUCGGACCAGGGCGGUGGCAUGCCCAAGAGUCUGCAGCGCGAGGCUUGGAAAUAUGGUUGGACAACGGUGGAUGCGAACAAGAAGAGCCCUGAAGCCUUCCAAUAUGCGGAGGAGUCAUGCAGCUGGGAUCGUGGGAUGGAUUCAAAAGCACCGGAGCGCAGCGAGCUCGCGGGAUAUGGUUUCGGACUUCCACUGACACGCCUGCAUGCGCAGUACUUCGGAGGGGAUGUUUUCAUGCAAGCGCUGCCUGGUCAUGGCACGGAUCUAAUCCUCAUCUUGACCCACCUCAAGGAAGGGACGCCCUCCACGGAGUUCGACGAUCUCUCAACUCUUCUCUACAAGAAAGUUCUGUCGCAGCUGCAACGAUGUCAGUCCGACGCUCUUGAGGACGAGCAGAGUGCGCAGCUCCUGCUGCAGCUGCAGGCGGACCUACUCAAGAUCCGCAAGGAAGCCCAGAAUGCCGCCGUGCUCCGUGCAGAGCAAGAGGUGCAGAAAGUCGCCAGAAGCAGGGGAGUCAAGCUGAGGCCGCCAAAGCUGAAAUUCCCUGGAGGUCUUCAAGAUUUCCAUUAUGUCCAUGGCAGCAGCCCUGUGGCCCAGCCUUCUGCUGCCAAAUCCAGGAAUCGCAAGAAAGGUGCGGGCGACUGCGCCGGAUUAGAGCGAAACCUCCUUAUCGUUCUGCAUGGCUUCGGCGGCCGGAAGGAGCCCUUUGUGCAGUUUGCUCAAAAGAUGCGGCUGCCGCUGACCGCUUCCUUGGUCUUCAAUGCUCCUGAGGCUCUGCCCGAGGAGCUCCUGGACGACCCGCCAGGCUUCAGUUGGUUUUCCAUGUGGGACGAGAGCACCGGGGACUUCAUCCAGCCGUCUCGGAAGGAGCGCCGCAGGCUGAAGUCGAUGGAGGAAAGCACGGACCUACUCUGGAAAGUCAUUAGCAUCCUUACAGUCGACAUCGGUUGGCACCUGAAUGAGAUCUUCCUCUUCGGCUACGGCCAGGGAGGCUCGGUGGCCCUGGACAUGCUCCUGAAGCUCCCGCCGCCAUCUGCGGGCGGGUCUUCGCUCGCCGGUGCGGUGGCGGUCGCGGGGGAGCUGCUGCCCGAACGUCGGCAUGACACCCCGCGGUCGGAAGGACAGGAGGCUGCCGUGCUUCUCAUCAAUGGCGGACGAGACAGGCCUGAAACCAGCAGCAAGGAUCUCAAGCACUUAAGCUCUGACUCCAACCUCGAAUUGACGAGUGCUAACCUCGGCUUCUACCAGUACCCAGACUUGCAGGAUCUUCGCAUCCUGGACAGGCUCACCAGCCCUGCGGCAGCCGAAGCAUCGGCACAGAUGGUAACGGACCACUACGUGGGCCACGAUGCCCUCAGACGACGCGGCUUCUUAGGCUGCAAGACCCCUGUGACUCGCGGGGUCGUCACCAAUUGGGACGAUCUCGAGAAGAUUUGGCAUCACACCUUCUACAAUGAGCUGAACAUCCAGCCACAGGACCAUCCGGUUCUUGUCACCGAGGCUCCAUUGACGCCAAAGGCCGAUCGGGAGAAAAUGCUCCUGAUGUUGUUCGAGACGUUUGAAGUGCCCGCGGCAUACCUCUGCAACGCACAAGUCUUGGCGCUGUAUGCCGCAGGAAGGACCCGCGGAAUGGUCGUGGAUUUCGGCGCGACGCAGAUCGCAGCUGUUCCCAUCUACGAUGGUGUGUCGAUAGCUCACUGCGUCGCGCCCGGCGUCGCCGCUGCUGAGCUUCGUCAGAGUCAGACGGAGCAGGCGGGCGGCGGUGGCAAAGGCGGGGCUGGCAAAGGCGGCGUGGUCAGAGUCAAGAAGAAGAACAAGAAGAAAAAGGCGCACGGUGGAAAGGGUGCGCGGGAGAAGCGCCACAAAGACUUUGCAGAUCGCAUGGCUGGGCUGGAUGAGGUGCGCUACUCUGCUGAAGUCUACAUCCAAAGCUGGCCCUCCAGAGUCAGAUGGCUCAACGAUGAAGCCGGCACCGCCAAGACCUCCUGCUGCGUCAGGGUCAGCUUCUCUGCCGAAAGCUGCCGCUGUGCCUAUGGCUUCGUCAGCGUCAAAGCCCCCGGCGGCGGCAUUGACGAGCACUUUAAUUGA